UGACUCUAAAUCAUGGGCGGGUAGUUUCUGUCAAGAUCCCCUCCUUCUUUCGUUUUCUACACUUCAGAUAUUAAGUGUCCCGGGCUAACAACUCGUUUCAGAAUUCGCCUGCUGCGCUACACUGAGCUAACAGCAUUCACUGAAGUUAUUGGUAAAAUUCAGUGAAGCUUUGACUUUUGUAUUUUUAAACUGGCAGAGGGGAAAGUUUCACACGACAAUAAAGUUGUGCGUGGUAUGCAUGCGGUUCAAAAAGACACACAAGAAGACAUAUUAAACACUGUUGUAACACGUUUCAGACUUAAAUUGUGAGCAUGCGCUAAAGCUCCAAAUUCAAACAGUGAAUCUUUUUAAAAUACAUAUUUUUUGUUUUAAGAAAACACCGAUGAUAAGCAAAUCACUCGAAUAAUAGUAGGUGAUUCAGUAACACGGGAAUGAUGGUGGACAGGGGUCCUUUGUUAACAUCAGCUAUUAUUUUUUACCUGUCUAUCGGGGCGGCAAUUUUUCAAGUUCUUGAAGAGCCAAAUUGGAAGAGUGCUGUGCAUGACUACGAACUGAAAAAGAUUCAAAUUCUGAAGGAUUACCCCUGUCUCAAAAAACAGGACCUGGAAAAAAUACUCGAGGUGGUGUCCAGUGCUGCUGGACAGGGAAUCACCAUCACAGGAAACAAGACCUUCAAUAAUUGGAACUGGCCCAAUGCUGUCAUCUUUGCUGCUACAGUCAUCACCACAAUAGGUUAUGGGAACAUUGCUCCCAAGACCCCCCCGGGCAGGGUGUUCUGUAUAUUCUAUGGACUUUUUGGAGUCCCUCUCUGCCUCACAUGGAUCAGUGCUCUGGGCAAGUUCUUUGGUGGACGGGCCAAGCACUUGGGACAAUUUCUAACCAAGAGAGGUGUGAGCUUGAGGAAAGCCCAGUUCACCUGUACAGCCAUAUUUGUCAUCUGGGGGGGGCUAGUGCACCUGGUCAUACCCCCAUUUGUGUUCAUGGUGACAGAGGGCUGGUCCUACAUCGAGGGUCUCUACUUCUCCUUCGUCACCAUCUCCACCAUUGGCUUCGGGGAUCUGGUUGCAGGGGUUGACCCGAAUGCAGACUACCAUGUCCUCUACCGAUACUUUGUGGAGCUGUGGAUCUACCUGGGAUUGGCCUGGCUUUCCCUCUUCAUCAACUGGAAAGUCAGCAUGUUUGUGGCGGUCCACAAGGCCUUGAAGAAGAGGAGGAAAAGGCGCAAAGAGUCUCUUAUGGACCGGCAUCACCACCACAAGAGCAAGAAGGUCCUGCCCGUGGCCACAAACACAGCCAGCAACACCCCCACCAAAGACUUCAACAUUUUCAACUUCCUCUCCAAGAAGCAGGUGGGUUACAAUGAUUUGAUAAAGGAGAUCGGCACUAUAAACGGUAGAGCUGUGCGCAGAGGUAGCAACCACAACAAAAUCCUGAGCUUUGACAGUUCCCCUCGGCUGAAGAGGAGUUGCACCCAAGGUGACAUGGAGAUGUACUCCAUGAACAAACGCUUCCUGUACGAUAAUCCCUCCAUCCUGCAAGCUAUGGGGAACAGGGGCCUCCUGCACCCUCUGGGCGAGAAGGAAGAACUGGAACUGGAUAUAUUUGAGAACCAGCUGGACAAAGAUGAAAGGGAGAAUGGGGGCCGGUGGAACUCCAAGGGGUAUCAGGCUCUCAUUUUCCAGAACGCCAACAUCACCUUCAUUGAUGAGGAGAACCUGAUGGAGGAGGAGGAGGAGGAGAGCAAGGGGGAGUUCUCACUGGAUGACAAUGUGGAGUCGGAGCUGGAGUCCAAGGAAGAGGAGGAGAGAAAUUCAGAAUCCGAAGGGUCCUUCUUCACCACAGACAGUUCUGAGAAUUCCCUGUCUUAUGAGGAACUGGUUAGGGAGUAUGUCAAAGUUGAUAACACAGAUGUUCGAACCUGAGCUCUUAUUAAAUGGUUUGUUUUAAACAAUAUCAGAGACCAAAAAUGAGUAUUACUGGCUAAACCAACAUGGAUUCCAAAGCCGUUGCUAUGUGUCUGUAUUCAGUGUGCUUCGAGAGCUCACAAAGAUCGACAGCUGCUUUAUUACAAGCAUACGUAAUGGAUUGUCCACUGUGGCACAUCUGCAUGGAGAUACAGCUCAUGUUUCUUGGAGGCAGCUCUGUAUAACAGACUUGCCCAUGCCACUCAAACUGUGAAUAUGUAGUCCAUAAGAGACCUGUGAAAUAAUAGCUGCUUAGUACAUUUCUUAUAGCGACUGUAAAACUGGGACAUUCACCCUUUUGCUGCCAAAAAGGAAAUAAAAGAGAAUUGUGACUUUGUUUAUAUAGCUGCAACUUAUUAUUAUAUUUUAUAAAUGUCUCAAACAAGCAUACAGAAUAUUAUAAUAGUUAUUUUUAAAAAAUAUUUUUAUAUAAUAUUGCAUUAUAAAUGGUAAGGGUAUGACUCCACCAAAAAAGUCACUGACUGCCUUCAAGUUGAAGAUCCAAACAACUGAAUCAUAAUUCAGAGCUUUUAAAUCUGAUUUAAAUGUAUUUAUGAACUGCUGUAUAUGUGUGUUCUUUUUAAUGCCAUUCUGCAACACUGCCCGCUUUUUCUGGGACCUAAUAAUCCUAGAAGUACACUAACAACAGUUCUCAUCUAAAGCAGACAUUCCUGGGAUGAAGAUGCUGUUGUCUUCCUUUAGUGAUCCUGAACUACAAUGCUGCCAAAUGGAAUAUAUUUCAAAACUGAACUGUAUUUUUCCAUUUCUUCUAUUUCCAAUCUUAACGUGAAUAUUUUGUGCUGACUUUUUCAUGGAAGUGUAUUAGGAAGUAGUAAAUACUCUUUGGCUGUGGAAGUUGUGAAAACCUGAUUAACUGUAACCAGAGUCUGUAUUGUGCAUUCAUACUGUAAGCUCUUACCUGACUUUUUAUAACUGUGUUGCAAAAUUGAAACAGGCCUUAAAUGGUCUCUUCAGUUUCUGUGAGUGAAAGGGUAGGGUUAACCUAUGCUUGGUUAUGACAUUUGAUUUCUGUGAAUGUAUGUGUAUGUGCUUGUGUGGCAGAUGAUGAGUCAUUGCCAGGUUCCUCAGCUAAAGGACGAGAUCAAGCAUGCCAGCUGUUCAGAAGCUGAGCAGCUGGGGUAACUUUUGCUGCAGUUUAUCAGGAGUGGAAUUCUGGAGUCCCACUGUCAGUCUAGGGUUCUCCUGAGAGAGGUUUGGAAUUGCAGGCUUUAUCCCACAUAUUGGAACUGAGCCUUUUGUACAACUUUGUUUCCAGGUACCUAUUAAGUGGUCAUCCUGGAACUAAUGUGACUUUUGAUUUAGUCAUGCAUCUUUGUUAUUUUAAAUAAUUUUGUGUAAAUAUGUAGAUAUAUUUUAGUUUUUAGAUUUAAAAGAACCAUCUCUAUAGACCUUAGGAUUAAAAAUGAGCACUCCUGUAAGAUGGUGGGAUGAUUAUAACCAUGGUGCACGGUAACUUGUUGCAAACUUUGGGUGAAUAACACAUUUUAAUGGACUUUCGUUAGGACUUUGGCUAUCUGGCCUUACAAAGAUGUGUUAGUUGUCUUGGUGUUAUGUCUUAAUACUGUGCCUGGUUGUACAGCAUCAUUGGGGAUGAAAACAUAUACUUAAAUUGGUGGGAAACAACUAAUCAACAAACUGAUUCAAUGUUUUUGUAUUUUUUUCCCCCAUUUUGUAUGUCAGUACAAACACUGUAACUGUAACGUGGGUCCUAUUAAAAAGCACACUUCUUUGAUUCUUUUAAAUGAAUACUCCAGGCCAGAAUUAUUUAUGGCUAAGAAAGUCUUCAGAACCUUAUUUAAACCUUGUGAAUAGGACCUAGACUUUGUACCACAGGGUGUGAAUCAGAAACUGGUAUUGAAGUGACAGGGAAGGAAAUGCAGGCUGGGGAAAGUUGGUUUUAGGAAUAUCACACAAGAUAAUUUACAGGAUAUAUAUAUAUAUAUAUAAUUCAAUCAAACUCUCAUGAUUGAUUGUAUAAGAAGUAUUUCUUAAAGUUUUACCAUUUUUGUUACUAAAUGUUUGUAUAACUAACUCCAGUGUCAGUAAUCAUGUUUUCUUUUUUUUUUUUAAAUAUUAUUUCUGCAUACUAUUCUGUACAAACUGAAUAAAACAAAUGUACAUAAUUUAUUUCAAUGUUUUUAAAUAAAAUAA
This is a messenger RNA of Acipenser ruthenus (sterlet), 4136 nucleotides long. RefSeq names its product potassium channel subfamily K member 5-like. The record is from RefSeq and is a predicted model, not a curated record. Gene Ontology annotation, biological process: potassium ion transmembrane transport; stabilization of membrane potential. Gene Ontology annotation, molecular function: potassium ion leak channel activity. NCBI's taxonomy places the organism in Eukaryota, Metazoa, Chordata, Actinopteri, Acipenseriformes, Acipenseridae. The transcript has 5 exons. Gene Ontology annotation, cellular component: membrane. The coding region runs from base 432 to 1922 and encodes 496 amino acids.